UUUUGUUCCUUUAUAUGGUUGUUGCUGUUGUUACAUGUGACGGAGUGCCAAUAAAUUUCUCCAAAUAUAAAUUCAUCUCCCAGCGUACGCCCUCUUAAACCCAUAAUUCCAAUUCACAACCACGAAAACCUCCGACUCCGAUCUGCUUCCCCGUUUCCUGGAUCCGAUUUCAUACAUUCACGGAAAAGCAAAGCAAUCAAUUCGCCUCGUUUUGAAAUUUAUGGCGGAAGGUCCGGCGUCUCCGGUCGACCCAGCGGCGGCGGUUAUGCCCAAGGCGUCUCGAGAUGCUGAGGCUCCGGUUUUACUGUCGGAAUCGGUGGCGAAGGACGUGAUGAUCGCGUGGUUCCGCGGCGAGUUCGCCGCCGCCAACGCCAUCAUCGAUGCUCUCUGCGGCCACCUCAUACAGUCCUUCGGAUCGGAUUACGACGCCGUUAUGGCGGCGAUCCACCGACGCAGGCUCAACUGGAUCCCGGUACUCCAGAUGCAGAAGUACCACUCGAUCGCCGAAGUGGCGGCGGAGCUGCAACAAGCGACGGCAAAGAGACUGGACAAACUCAGAGAGGCAGAGGAGAAGCUUUGCUUGGAAGACGACACGGAGAAAGUUCCCGAGAAAGCCAUGGAAAGCGAAGAAAUCGGCGGCGAGGUAGACGACGAUUCUCCUAAUAGCGACAUUACAGAUUCCGGAUCUCGAGAAGAACGUCACAACGUGGAAGAGAAUAUGACAGUAUGUUCGAACGCCGAGGGAGAAUGCGAGUCACUACGUGCUUCACCCUUCAAGUUGACAAAGCGUUUUGCGGCCAAGGAACUUGUUAGAGGCCACAGGGUGAAUGUCGUCAAAGGGUUAAAAUUGUACGAAGAUGUAUUCAGUAGCACUGAACUCUCUAAACUAUUGGAUUUUGUGAAUGAACUCCGAGAGGCUGGACGGAAUCACGCACUGCCAGGGGAGACAUUUGUAUUGUUCAACAAGAACACAAAGGGAAACAAAAGAGAGCUUAUUCAGCUGGGAGUUCCGAUUUUCGGACAUGCAAAGGAUGAGCACUCAGUUAGCAUAGAACCGAUCCCUGCUCUUCUUCAAAGUAUGAUUGAUCAUCUUGUGGAAUGGCGAGUUAUUUCAGAAUACAAACGUCCCAAUGGCUGCGUGAUCAACUUCUUUGACGAGGACGAGCACUCGCAGCCAUUCCAAAAACCACCUCACGUGGAUCAACCCAUCUCCACUCUGGUCUUGUCCGAAUCAACCAUGGUGUUUGGGCACAGACUAGGUGUUGAUAAUGACGGUAACUUCAGAGGGCCACUGACAUUGCCACUAAAAGAAGGGUCGCUGCUGGUAAUGAGGGGAAACAGCGCGGAGAUGGCGAGGCACGUCACCUGUCCAUCACCCAACAAAAGAGUCUCCAUCACUUUCUUCAAGCUCAAACCCGAUUCCAACAAUCUCCAACAGCCGCAGUCUCCGACGACCAACCAUGAUCUCGGCCUGGUAACACUCUGGCAACCAGGCACCCCAGCUCUUCCUCAUCCGACAAGAGUCUCCAUCACUUUCUUCAAGCUCAAACCCGAUUCCAACAAUCUCCAACAGCCGCAGUCUCCGACGACCAACCAUGAUCUCGGCCUGGUAACACUCUGGCAACCAGGCACCCCAGCUCUUCCUCAUCCGACGCCCAACCACUGCCCUGUGGUCAUACUGGCUCGGGCCCCCCCCGCCACGUUGAGCCCCAGGGGAGGAGUCGGAACUGGAACGGGAGUUUUCUUGCCGUGGACGGCACCUCCAAGAAAACCAGGGAAGCAUCUCCCGCCGCGUGCACAGAGGCUGCGUCUUCUCAGUAACUGAGCGGGACCAGAGCAGAGCAAGAUACUUUUGGUGUUUUUGGCUUUAGAUUGGGUUUCCGUCGUGGUAUACGUGUCUCUCCUUUGCCUUUUGUUUUUGUUUUAUAUAUGAUUUUUCUUCGAUUGAUAUCUCUGAGAUUAAAGAUAGGGUAAACAGAGCACGCACAUGUUCUUCUUCAAUACAGAGGAUCGCUGUGGAUUGAGUUUUUGCUGUC
Tarenaya hassleriana is the source of this 2036-nucleotide messenger RNA. RefSeq lists its product as uncharacterized. The transcript has 8 exons. Gene Ontology annotation, molecular function: mRNA binding; demethylase activity. NCBI's taxonomy places the organism in Eukaryota, Viridiplantae, Streptophyta, Magnoliopsida, Brassicales, Cleomaceae. Gene Ontology annotation, biological process: mRNA catabolic process. The coding region runs from base 221 to 1825 and encodes 534 amino acids. The record is from RefSeq and is a predicted model, not a curated record.